AUGCCUCUCGCGGGGAACAUCUACUACAUUGCGGCCAUCGCCGUCAUUGGCGGUGGUCUAUUUGGUUUUGACAUCUCUUCGAUGUCCGCCAUUUUGGAAACGCCUGCCUACAAGUGUUACUUCAAUCACGGACCCAAUGGCCCUCCUUUCAAUGACAGUGAGGACUGUAGUGGUUUGAGCUCGUUGUCUCAGGGUGGUGUUACUGCUGCUAUGCCCGCUGGUUCGUGGCUUGGUGCUUUGAUUUCGGGUUUCAUCUCCGAUCGUCUUGGUCGUCGUUACUCUAUCAUGGUUGGAUGUGUUAUCUGGGUUAUCGGUUCUGCUAUUAUCUGCGCUUCUCAAAACAUGGGUAUGCUUAUUGGUGGUCGUGUUAUCAACGGUUUGGCCGUUGGCAUUGAGUCCGCCCAGGUUCCUGUCUACAUCUCCGAGCUUGCUCCUCCCUCCAAGCGUGGUCGUCUGGUCGGAUCCCAGCAGUGGGCUAUCACCUGGGGAAUUCUGAUCAUGUACUACAUCUCCUUCGGUUGCUCCUACAUCGGUGGCAAGACCCCUACCACUUACAACACCGCCGUCUUCCGUAUCCCCUGGGGUAUCCAGAUGGUCCCCGCCAUCCUCCUCUUCUUGGGCAUGCUCACCCUCCCCGAAUCUCCCCGUUGGCUCGCUCGCAAAGACCGUUGGGAGGAGUGCAAGCAAGUUCUCACCUUGGUCCAUGGCAAGGGUGACCCGAAUAGUCCCUUCGUCCUGGCUGAGAUGCAAGAGAUUGGUGAGAUGUGCGAGUUCGAGCGCCAAAACGCCGACGUCACAUACCUGGAGCUCUUCAAGCCCAAGAUGCUCAACCGUACCGUCAUCGGUGUGUUCAUGCAGAUCUGGUCCCAGCUGACCGGUAUGAACGUCAUGAUGUACUACAUCACCUACGUCUUCACCAUGGCUGGCUACUCCGGUAACGCUACUCUCCUCGCCUCUUCCAUCCAGUACAUCAUCAACGUCGUGACCACCGUUCCUGCCCUGAUCUGGGUUGACCGCUGGGGCCGUCGCCCUACCCUCCUGAUUGGUGCUGCUUUCAUGAUGACCUGGAUGUACGCCAACGCCGGUCUGAUGGCUGCCUAUGGUACCGUCGUCCCCGGAGGUAUUCACGGGGUUGCGGAAGAGUCGAUGAGCAUGAGCGGCGCUCCUGCCAAGGCUCUCAUUGCCUGCACCUACCUGUUCGUCGCCUCGUACGCUCCCACCUGGGGUCCCGUGUCCUGGGUCUACCCCCCUGAGUUGUACCCCCUCCGCGUCCGCGGAAAGGCCGUCGCUCUCGCAACCUCCGCUAACUGGGCUUUCAACACCGCACUGGGUCUCUUCGUGCCUUCUGCCUUUGCCAACAUCCGCUGGCAGACUUACAUUAUCUUCGGUGUCUUCCUCACUGUUAUGUGGAUCCACGUUUUCUUCAUGUUCCCUGAGACUGCUGGCAAGACUCUUGAGGAGACGGAGCAGAUCUUCGAGGAUCCCAAUGGUAUUCCUUACAUUGGUACUCCUGCCUGGAAGACUCGUCACGAUACCAAGCGCACUGUCGCUGCUGAGCGUGGUGAUGUUGAGGUUCUGGGUGAGCGAUUGGCCAUGGGCGAGAAGACUGGUGCUGCCCAUGCCGAGCACAGCGCUGAGGCCUCGGAUUAA
Penicillium longicatenatum is the source of this 1650-nucleotide messenger RNA. Its product is annotated as sugar porter family MFS transporter. Gene Ontology annotation, cellular component: membrane. Gene Ontology annotation, biological process: transmembrane transport; carbohydrate transport. NCBI's taxonomy places the organism in Eukaryota, Fungi, Ascomycota, Eurotiomycetes, Eurotiales, Aspergillaceae. Bases 1 to 1650 code for a protein of 549 amino acids. The record is from RefSeq and is a predicted model, not a curated record. Gene Ontology annotation, molecular function: carbohydrate:proton symporter activity. The transcript is spliced from 3 exons.